UUUUUCUGCGAAACCCCGCAGGUGGAGGCUUGAAGGCUUGGAUGUGGCUAAAAGUGGGCUGGCAGCGCAGCAGUUCGCAGUCAGUGUGAUACGGUUUAUGGUGGUCUAUCUUCCUCCCUGUCUUCCCGCCCUUCGUAAGCACCAAUACUCAUGGAGCAUUGCAAUGCAGCAGUCACACAUGUGCGAUCAAAGGCCGCUGCAAUUCGGAAAACCACUUCCGAACAUCUGAAAGGCGAGUUGCUUAGGGGCGAGCGGCUUACAAAUGGCGACCCGAAGUGGCCAUCGAUUUUGAGCAGCUUUGACGUGGCGGCAAAUCAGGUGGUGGAGCUUGCCGAAGAGGUCGAUCCGGUGCUCAACUUUUUUGCUUACCAGCCUUUGCGAGCAACGGCCAAGCCUGGCGACAUCCCUAUGUUCCUUAGCACCAAACUCAUGCCGAGAAAUGACAGCGCCAAGAGGGAUGAAGGAUCCGAGGGUUCCGUCGGAAGCAGGAGCCACAUCGAGGCCGUGGAGCAGUUUAAUGACUCGGUGGAUGAUAUCAGCAAUUUCUUAAACGACUCCGUGGGUGCCGAUGACGUUCUGUCCAAGUUGGUGUCCUUGUCUGGAAGCACGCGGUGACGAUAAUUUUUUUGUCGUCGGUGAGACGCUGGCGACAAGACACAGCACGGGAGCAUGUUCAUUGUUCCGCGAGUGAGCAUACACAAGAGCAGCCUGGCAGCAAUUACAUUCCAAUUUCAAUCCUGUCGCUGGUUGAAGACCUCGCCGGAAAAGUUUUCCCUCAGCAACGUAGGAGGUGCCAUGACAUUCGCAGUGAAUCUCAUCUGAGUUACCGUGAUCCGUGGUGUCUGCAAAUAACCUUCACUUUCGAACGGUACGAUUGGGAUACCUAGUUCACAAAGAGUCCAUCGGCGUGAGCCACUUGUCGACUUGUUGCCUGAUCUGACGCCGCUCUUCGGCCAAGAGGUUGUAUUCCCGUUCAUCUUCCAGAGCAGCUUUCCAUUCCCGGAAAAACCUUAAUUUUCUGGCACGGUGUCCCAUGGUGCUUGCAUUCUGCUCAACGAUGGCACGGUGAGAUGCUCGACUCGUCCAGGCGUCGACCCACUUGCCAAAGUGCUUGGACCUUGCGGAAUGACGUGCUAUCAUGCGGACCCUGGAGCUGCGCUUCGUCAGGCAGUUGUUGUGGUAGCUCCAGUACGUCCAGGCAUUUUUCGUGAGGAAAUAGGUCUCUAGUUUCUUCACGAGUCUUUCGAUCUGUUAACGAGGGAAAGAGACGUACGCGUAGGAGGGGCGUUGACAGAGCGACGAACGUUUUCUGCAGCUGGUGUAUUGUGGUUGUGGUAGUGUCUAUGGAUCAGUCGUGCGGAGGCGGGGUGCUGCAGGCCAGCGCGGCUAGCGAUAGUGUUUCUAGAAUACUGGAUAGAUUUUCUUUGGCACACUCGGUAUAUAGUUCUUGCAAAGGCUUUGUAAAGAGUGCACGUACAACAUAUGUCUUCCGUGCUUCACGAACGAGACUUGGGAGAGCAGAAGCAAGUGUCGCUUCUCUAUCCUAGGAGGUUGUUCAACUACUGUAGUGUCAAAUAACAUCAAAGUAUCCUGCUUUGAUGUAUUCGUUUCGUAUGGCAUUAUGUUUCAAAUGAAGCUGAGAACAGAACCU
Molecule: messenger RNA, 1651 nt
Organism: Ectocarpus sp. CCAP 1310/34
Lineage: Eukaryota; Phaeophyceae; Ectocarpales; Ectocarpaceae
Source: the annotation of a GenBank genome assembly